This is a messenger RNA of Lingula anatina, 859 nucleotides long. RefSeq names its product receptor-type tyrosine-protein phosphatase eta. Gene Ontology annotation, molecular function: protein binding; protein tyrosine phosphatase activity. Lineage: Eukaryota; Metazoa; Brachiopoda; Lingulata; Lingulida; Lingulidae. Gene Ontology annotation, biological process: protein dephosphorylation. The record is from RefSeq and is a predicted model, not a curated record.
UGAAGAUAUAUUUGAUACUAUGCCAUUUCCAUUAAAUCAAAAUGUAUUUAAUAGACCUUUGUUUGGUGAUUAUCUGCUCUUUAUCCAACUUGACUUAUCCUAUCAGUCCCAGACACACCAGUGAUAGUUAAAGCAGAAGCUACAACCUCAACAUCCAUCCUGGUGAUGUGGACUCCACCACCAAAUGAGACAUGUCUCAUAGACUAUGUGGUUGAGAUGACUGAGAGUGACGGCCAAAAUUCUGUCAAGGAAUUAAUUAAAGGAUACCAAAGUACUGAAAAAAACAUCACAGGCUUGAAAAAGUACUGGUCAUAUGAUAUAAAGGUGAAGGCAAAUACCACAGCUGGACCCAGUAUGCCUUCACCACUUAUAACCAAAAGAACUCUGGAAGACACACCUGGUCCACCAGCAAGGGUGAAUGCCAGCUGUGAUGUCUGUUAUAAUAAUAUGACUGUGACUUGGGAAGCACCAACCAGAGAAAACAAAAAUGGCAUAAUCACAGGAUAUGUACUCUAUUACAUAUCCACUGAUGGGAAAAUAUCUAAAAAUAAAGAAAUCAGUGGCAGCCAGAAUUCAUCCACAAUAACUAGUUUAUCAGCAGAGAAAAGUUACCAGGUCAAGGUUGCUGCACGCACUAGUGUUGGUGAAGGGGAAAACAAGACAGCACCAACCAACGUGAAGCUGACAUCAGGACCUCCCAUAUUCGUUGCCCUUGCUAAUACUUUUGCUAAAGUAUCAACCGCAAGUGUGGAAGAUGCCAGAAAACAAAUUUCAUUGCAAGUACCCAGUUCUCCAUUUGGCUCAGAAAACGGAAUUGUGAGGAACAUAAGCGUUAUUGUGGCAGAAGACUCAGAGGCAG